AUUGGAAGAGCUCCUAGACAUGCAGCUGGCCUGUCAUGUUCGGUCUUUUACGUACAUGGUGCGACCUUUCUACCAAGGAAGCGGAUGGACACAAUUCCUUGCCGAAAUUGAUCCAAACGAGCUCCCGUCCGUCGACGCCCAUAGAGCACGUCUGCAAGAGCAAAUAAGUAUCAUUCGUGGUAACCUCGACCGUGAGCUACUACAAAGAGCGAUGGUUGCGUUCUCGUCCCUUCAGAAGGUUAAGCUUCUUCGACUGCAGGACGAAGCAGACGAACGUUUACUGGACCAUAUGCAUGAGCAUGAACGCCGGGUGGACGAAACUCUAGCUCUGGACUGGGAACCAGCUUGUACCAGAGCUGUCACAAACCUAGGUCUGUCCUUACUCGCGUCUAGUUGUACGUCUGUUCGUUUUGUUGGGCCUCAAAUCGACCCCAAUGCGACGGUCAAACUUCUGCAGACUCCAUCCGCCACGCUCUCCAAUAUUGGGGCGCGAUUGACCUGUCUAGACGUCACAUUCCAUGCCAAGACAGACAUAACAAGCCACAUGGACGUCUUAUCUCAGGCCUUCCACGACCUCUUCAACGUUGCAAAGAACCUGGAGACCAUACAUUUUGGCUUCGCAAUCGCCGUUCCUUUGGAUUUAUCCCUAGACCGGGUCUUUCACAAUAUCCAGUGGAAAAGACUACGCACCCUUAGUAUCCAGGGAUGGCGGCUAACCUCCCACGAAAUUAUCACGCUCUUUCGCCGUCACCGCCGGCAACUCCGCGAUAUUCGCCUUGUCGGCGUCUUCCUCCGUGGUGGGGGCCGCUGGCUUGAUGUUCUCUCCGUGCUGCACGAUGAAAUGGAUGAGAUAGAGCGCAUCAAUUUGCGUGAAAUAAAUUACGCCAGUCAUUCUGAUGGCACCUACGGCCCUAACGGCAGCAACGGCCAUAGUAACGGCAACGGCAAUGGAUCAGCUGGGAAUCAGAACUGGCUUUCCAUCCUUGUUAACCAUAAUAUCAUGGCACAUGCACCCUCGGGCUCUUCUCCGUCGUUCUACCACCAACCGGUUCUUAACACCGACCACCUGACUUCAGCCUCCUCAGGCCAUACACGCCACUCGUUCCACGCCUCAACCCUAGAAGGGCUAAGAGAUCGGUCUGUAGACGAACUUGGUGAUAAUGGGGUAUACGUAACACAUGAACAGAGUCAACUCUGGGAGGCCUGGGUUUUGUCUAGCACACGCAAGGUUUUUCGGAGGAAGAGCUAAUUCAAAUAUCGGGAGGUCUCAUUGAUGGUGUGGAAUGUUUAGCGUGCUGUUCUCUCCUAUCUCGUUUUGCAUCUUGAUAAAUACCGACUGGUGGCCCUAUGAUACGCUAAGCAGAGGAGGGUUCGUCAGAUGAAUGAAUGCAUCCUAUGGUUAUUAUGUGAGUUUAUGAUAUUAUAGUAUGUGAUGGAUGCAUAUAACGCGGCCGCUUUAUUCUGGGCCGGACCUAUACAAGAUAGAAUCCACCGAUAUACAACUACGUGAAUACCAGAGAAGCAAAGAAAGAAGAAAAACGAUGGAGAAUAUGUCAAUAGGAAAUAAGUAGGUUUUUUUUCUAAGAAAACGUGUCUGCUGCGAGAGUUCAAUGCAAGUGAAGCAUA
Messenger RNA from Aspergillus versicolor CBS 583.65, 1626 nucleotides. Its product is annotated as F-box domain protein. NCBI's taxonomy places the organism in Eukaryota, Fungi, Ascomycota, Eurotiomycetes, Eurotiales, Aspergillaceae. The transcript has 2 exons. Bases 20 to 1249 code for a protein of 409 amino acids. The record is from RefSeq and is a predicted model, not a curated record.